Messenger RNA from Hevea brasiliensis (rubber tree), 2149 nucleotides. RefSeq lists its product as uncharacterized. The record is from RefSeq and is a predicted model, not a curated record. The transcript has 10 exons. NCBI's taxonomy places the organism in Eukaryota, Viridiplantae, Streptophyta, Magnoliopsida, Malpighiales, Euphorbiaceae. The coding region runs from base 693 to 1496 and encodes 267 amino acids.
ACUUUAAGAAAUUAAAAUAAAAUAAAUAAAUUUAGACCGAAAGAUUCAAUAAAGCAUUUAUUUCGUUGUUUGGAUUCCUUUUUUAUUUUUUUUUUCCCUCCAUAUUCUCUCUAAAAUAUUGGCUUCGUCGCUAAACUAACCUCCAAACAGAAGGAAAUAAUCCAGAGAAACUCACAGACAAACUGUCUGUUCUCUCUGUAACUUCCCAUGGACUCCCUUUUUUAGGUCUUCAAACCCUAGCUUUUAUUUUUUGUUUCCUAUUAUUCUGCGUUGAUCUUUCUACAUUUCUUUCAACAGUUUUUUUUUUUCUUCAUUCUUCUAGGAAUGACUUCGUCAGUAACCUCAGCUCCAUUUUGAUUUUUCAUAUUUUUUAGGCAUUUGGUUCAGUGUCUGGCACUAAUCGAACUGUUUUUUCUUUUUAUGGUUAAUUGAAACAAAUAACUAGUGUUGCUCGUUCUCAGUUCUUCCUAUUUUUUGGUAUUUUGAGUUUCGAAUCAGUUCUUGCUGAUUCCGAUCCGGUAUUUUUACUGAUUCGGACGGCAUUUCGUAUUCUGGGUUGUUCGAGAACGACCUACUGGGGGUUUCGGUACUAUUUAGUCGUGGAUUGUGGAGGAGGAAUUAUUUAGGGUUUGUGAGAUGGGCAUGUGAAUUCUAGGAUUGACGAGAGAUAGAGAGGGACAGAAGAGGGGGAUAUGGAUGACAGAGGUGGGUCAUUUGUUGCUGUCAGGAGGAUAUCUCAAGGUCUCGAACGAGGUAGCAACACCUGCCAUUCAACGUCUGCUGAGGUUGUAGCAGGAUCAGCAGCAUGGCUUGGUCGUGGUCUUUCUUGUGUGUGUGCACAGAGACGAGAGAAUGAUGCUCGCCCUUCAUUUGAUUUAACCCCUGCCCAGGAGGAAUGCUUGCAGAAGUUACAAAGUCGCAUAGAUGUUGCCUAUGAUAGUUCAAUCCCUGAGCAUCAGGAAGCCUUGAGGGCUCUAUGGAAUGCCGCCUUUCCUGAAGAAGAACUUUGUGGUUUGAUAUCUGAGCAGUGGAAGGAAAUGGGCUGGCAAGGGAAGGAUCCAUCAACAGAUUUUAGGGGUGGUGGUUUUAUAUCAUUGGAGAACUUGUUGUUCUUUGCUAGAAAUUUUCCGAAGUCCUUCCAGGAUCUUCUUCAAAAGCGAGAAGGUGAUCGGUCAGUAUGGGAAUACCCAUUUGCUGUAGCUGGUGUCAACAUCACAUUCAUGCUCAUUCAGAUGCUUGAUCUUGAAGCAGUCAAGCCACGAUCAAUGGUUGGAGCAACUUUUUUGAAGUUCCUAGCAGAGAGUGAAUCAGCAUUUGACUUCCUCUACUGCAUCACGUUCAAGCUAAUGGACCAUCAAUGGCUUACCAUGCAAGCAUCAUAUAUGGACUUCAAUACGGUUAUGAAAUCCACACGUCGUCAGCUUGAAAGAGAGCUUCUACUCGAAGACAUAACACGGCUAGAAGACUUGCCAUCUUAUGGCCUUCUUACACGGUAGGAUAGCAGUUGGAGUGUUAACUGUUGUAACAGCAAGAUCUGUGCCAGAAGCAGGCAUAUUCUGUUUUUCUUUUUCCUUUUUUUUUUUUUAGGUUAUUGCAGCCGCCUUCUUUUUAUCUCUUUUAGUUAGAUGGUUUUAUGCAUGAUAUAAUGGUUCUUGUCAUAACUUCGCUUGAAGCAAUGACGCCGAACUCAUUGAAUCAAAGAAGUGAGUUGUUGAGUUUCUCAAGUUUCUUGUACUGGGAAAAGGAAAGAAGAAAGUAUCCAGAGUUUCUAAGGAGAAAUCAUUGGGGUAUGCGUGAUUGCAUUUUAGGUUCCAAAUACAGUUGGUCAUUUGUUGCAUUAUAUGGAAGACCAAGUCUGCAGUGCCCUCACAUGAUCCUGUAGAUCAUUGUAGGUAGGUUGGAUUGUUUAUGUCUAUUGCAAGUGAAAGUGGAAUUCAGGCCCGCUUUCCUGUUGAGUGCCUUUUCUUUCUUUUUUUGCUUGUGGAACUGGUGAGCAUUGCUGGAGAUCUUGAAUUUUCUGGCAGCUCGUAGAUCGGCUUCACCGCUAGACAUGGAAUGGCAUUUGUUGUUGCAGAUCUUUAUCAUGACAUGCAUCAUCUGACAUGUAUGGGCCUUUUAUCAGUUUAUAAAACCUUAUGUUAUUUUUCAA